UGUAUAUCUGUUUUGAGUUGUGCCAACAAUGAUUGUAGUGAAACAACAAAUGUGCGUUUUACAUAUUUAUUAUAAACUUUAAGAUUUGAUUACCCAACAGUCAUGAGUAAUUUAAGUAAAGUAGGAAAUAUAUUGUUUAUGUCUUAGCAAAUCUCUGUUUGGUCUAUAAUGGCAUUUUAAAUAUACUAUACCGUAAAAGGUGGGGAAAAUGGCGUCUACACACACGGGCACAACGAAAGUUCACUUCUCUUUUAAAAUAAGAAUUAAUGUAGUAUGCUAUAUUUUGUUUUCAUUAGUUACAGCAGGGUACACAAUUUUUAAUGCAGAAAAAACAUUAGUAUGUAUACACGAUUCAGAUAAAAAAGAUAUUUAAAUAAUCAUAAGUUAAACGCUCUAGAUAUUAGUAUAUUAAUAGUAGGGUAUUAGGCUUUUAUUAGUAUUAGUAUUAAUUAGUAUUAGGCUCUACACUACUACUCUACUCACUCUAAUUCUAAAAUAUACGGCACUCUACUAUUGGUCAAUAUUGGUUUAUAUUACAUUUAUAUUAUAUAUUUUGAGAUUAAUUAUAGUAUUGUGAUUGAGGGCCUAAAAAUAUUUAAAUUAAAAUAUUUAAAAUACUAUCCUAUGAAAACUGUGGGCCUACUUUUAUACAUGACUUAUUUAUCAUUAUCAUGACUUAUGAUUACUUAAAAUAGGCUUAACUUAACUUAAAACAAUACAUCACAAUCAAUUAAAAGUUAACUUUAAUUUUAUGAUAACAAGCCAAUUAUAUUAUGAUAAUAAUAUAUACAACUUUGCCUUACACUAAAAUGGUACUUUUGAAUUUUUGAUGGUGGCAAAAGGGACAUAGCAAGUAGCUGACUUUAUUUUUGCCUUUGGCCUAUAAAUUAUAAGUAUUUAGCAAAUAAAACAGGUUUAUAAUAUUAAUUAGGCCUGGUUUAAAUUAUAGGCCUAAGUUAUGAUUACAAUAUUGUGUAUUUUGCCCAGGCCUAUAGUGGAGCUAUAUUACUAGGAACCUACGGCAUAAAAUUAAAAUAAUAAAUAAGUAUAGCCUUUACUUAUUAAAGGGACUACCACUACGACCUUAUUAACAACAGCUAUUUUAAUUUAUUCUAUCACAACUAUUGUAGUUAUGAGUAAUUUUUACUUAAUUAAACUAACAGUAGACAAAAUUGAAUUAAAUUUGUUUUUUUAAAUUUAUUGCAAUGGAAGUUUUUAAAAUAAUACCAUACAAAAAUACAACAAAAAUUUAAAAAAGGACAAAUUUGAUUUUUUCAUUUAAAAAGUUGUCCAACCCCUGAUUAUUUUGAAUACCAAUUACAUAGAUGAAGAGUAUGAACUAAAAUACUGGAAAAAAACCUUUACUGUUAAAUAAUCUAUUUUGUAUUUUUUACUUUUUAAAAUUUUUAUUUUAAUUUAUUUUAACUUCAUAGGCCUAAUGUGACUAACUUAGAGACUCUACCUCUAUAACUAUAUUAAAUUAUAAUAUAUACAUGUGGUCGUGCAAGAUUAUAGAAAGAUCAAUUCUGAGAAGUGUUAACUUUUAAAAACCAUCUCCACAGUUUAUGGCCCUUAUAAAAAAAGAAAAAGAUUGGACAGUAAAUUAAAAAGCCGAAAUGUCUUUGAGAAUGGAACCAGGACAGACCUACAACACCUGGAUUGAUUUUAAAGAAGCUUUGGAUGAGCACUGCAAAGAAAACAAAGUUGUAUUCAACAUCAGCAAUGCAAAGACGGUUGAACAAGCCAACAAUGUACUGAAGAAGAAACCAUACUUUGACAUACGUCUUAAAUAUGCAUCUAUUAUAUUAGUGUGCAAACAUUAUGGUUCUUAUAAAAGUUCAAGUUCAGGCCUAAGACCAAAGCAAAGGUUUGUUGUUGUUUUCUUUUUACACCUUUUAUCAAUUUAAUGUCAAUUUAUUUAUUUUAAAAGGUACCGAUAAAUAGAUAAUCAUAGCUAAAAGAAACAAUCACCAAAAAAUGUCUUGUUUAUUAGAUGUUAUUACUUUACAUAUUACUAAGUACAAGUAUGUCAUUAUUGUUAAUUAAUUGGUUAUUUUUUAAUAAAGAGGUGCAGCAUCCUAAUUCAUAUUUUACAUCAGUGGUCUCAAACUUACAGCCCACGGGCCAUUUGCGGCCCGCAAGAUGAUAUUUUGCGGCCCGCUACAUGACAGCAAAGUUUAUAGUUAUAUUUCAGCCCUAGCGUUUUCACCAUUCUCAUAUCUAUAAUGUGACACUCCACGAUGGUUUCAGUCAAAUUUUACAGACUAGUCUAAUUAUGAUCAUUAUUAUGUUUGUUUAGAUUUGGACGUUGAUUAUAAUGGCAAGAACUGUUUUAUAAUCGGACUAAAAGUUUUUAAUUUAUAACAAACAUGGCCAAAGUGCGCUUUUGAGAGAAGUUUUUAAAAGUCAGUCCGUGGGUUGUGUAAAUCGUAACAAUCGGAUACAGUAUCAAAGAAUCCCUAUUAAGAUUGCUGCUAGUGUUUACGAGUGAAGGAAAUUCCGAGCCUGUCAACUCGGUCACUUUCCAAAUAGGGUUAAUAAAAAAAAGGUCUUUUCUAAGAAAAAAAAAUCUAAAUUCAUACUCCCUACAAUAGCUUCUUCCUUUGCAUCAAUAAUUCAUAAAUAUGGCUUGCUCCUGCCUACUGUUUGAAAACGUUUUAGCAUUUAAAGCCUUCAUGGAUAAGGAUGGGGUAGUUGCUUCUUGUACUAAGUGAUCCCAAAUGGCUCAUCGACUUGGCUUUUUUUGUUGACAUUACACAGGAGCUGAAUGCACUCAAGGGUAGCUUGUCAGUGUUGACUAUGACAAUGUCAGGGCAUUCUGCAUAAAACUUGUGUUAUGGUUCUUAGAAAAACCUCUGUUAUAUGGUUCUUAGAAAAACCUCUGCCAUUUCCCAACAUGCGAUGUGCACAUGGACUUGGGGCACACCAUUCAGUAGUAGCUUAAGUAAUAAGUAUUUUGAUGCUCUUGCAAAGCUAAAGGUAGAAUUUUAUCACAUUAUUUAGACUUCAAAACACACACACAGCCACUUUUCAGCUUUUUGCAGACCCUUUCUACUUUAAUGUGAAAGAUGACCCCCCAUUUCCCUUUUUUUUUUCACUUCAAAUGGAGCUGAUUGAUCUUCGGUGCAAUUCUAAGUUCAGGGGGUGAAUAAAAAACAGACAAGCAUGGACACUUUAUGAGAGCAUUGCUCUCCACCUUCACUGAGAUUUCCAGGUGGUUCAAGCAGAUCAUAUGACUUUAUGGGAGUACCUAUUUGUGUGAAAAGCUCUUUUCCACUAUGAACUUUAACAAAUCAAAAUUCAGGGCCAAACUUACUUAUGAGCAUAUUCAAGCUAUACUGGGGGUCUCAGUUGCUUCCUCACUCAAGCCAAAGUUGCUCAGCUGUGUAAGAAGACCCGCUGCCAGGUCUCUGGCAACAAUAAGUAGGAGGAAGGAAGUGAAGCCUAGUUCUUGAGAACCCUUAAUGAUUUUAUUUGUUAUAUAUAAAGGUUGAGCAGAUUGUAACAGUUUUACUUUAAUGAAUUGUAAUCGCUUUUUUGUGGAUUAUUUGGUGCGGAACACUUGGUCCGCUGAUGGUGUUGCUCUCACAGCCCCUGCAGUCAGGCUUUCCAUGGGCUGGGAUGGAUAAAUUUUAGCGUCCCCAAAACACCCCUUCCCAACCCGGGGUGGCCAUUUGAAUUACUAAUAUUUUCAAUUAGAAUUGUCGUAGAUUUUGUGUCUUUCUAGUACCACUUUGAUUCAAUAUUAUUCAAAUACAAUACAAUUUUGUUUCAUUAUUUACCUCAGAGUCCUAUAGCAUUUUUCAAUAAAUAUACCCUUAACUACCUACUCUUAAAAUAUUUCAAUUUUAAAAAAAACCUAACAGUUAAAGCUCACUAUAGCCAUCUCUUCAAGUUCAACAACUUUUAUUUUCCAGAAGCUACAAGAUCAAUUGUAAAGCAUACAUCAGCGUGAGUGCUUGCCGCAAGGAAAACUAUCUCAUCAUAAGGGAUUCUUAUCAUAUCCACAGCCAUCCCUGCUCUGAGGAAAUCUAUAACUCCUAUCCAGAAGUCAGGCGAAUGACAAGGGAAGAACGCAAAAUGGUUGGGACUUUAAUGGAAUUAGGGGUUCCCACUGCUCAGAUUAAAAAUGCUGUUGGAAAGCAUGUAACACCCAAAGAUCUUCAAAAUGCAAAAACGCACAUUAAAGCUGUCAAACUUGGUUUAAAAAAAGAUGAACCCAACCCUGGACCAAGAAGGAGAAAAACAUUUAAAGAAUUGGAGAAGGAGCGCAAGGAGGCGAGGCUAGCCACUGGUGAGGUUGUAUCUGAUUCAGAUAAAGAUGAAGGGGAGAGAGAUGAUAACUCUUCUUCAUCAUCCCAAAAUGCCCAUUCAGAAUUUAAAAAUUUGAGCAGCUGUGAGGGGAACACAUCAAGAGAUGAGGAGACUGCUGGUUACACUGUAACCAUUGGGGAGAUGGAUCCCCUAGAGGUUUCUGCUGAUCCUAUUAGCAUGGAGGAAUGCUCUGCCAGUAGCGAAAAAGACUCGGCUUGUACUGAGAUGGGAGGACUUUCUGGACUCUUGGCAGCAGCAGGUCUCAACUCUGAUUCUGUUGUGUUGACUGUGAACAAUCAAGUUCAGGCUGAAGGCUUGGAGAGUGGGGACAAUGGAGUGAAGAAUUCCUACACUGUAACCGUGUCACUGCCAGAUGGGGAUGUGACGCACACUGGCUCAAACCUCCAGGAGUUGUUGAAAGGUCUGCCACUGGGGAAAAUUAUUGCCAAGUCCUCUUCUCCUCCCUUAAAGGUCAAAACAGAAGAGCUUGUGCCGCAUGAAGUGAAAAGCUGUACGAAAUGUGGAGGCUAUAUAUCACCACUUGACGGUCACAAUGAGUGCUUGACUUGCCUGGGGCCAGAACACAUUCAUGAGCAUGACUGUGAACACUGCAGGGCCAUGACUCAAGAGCAAUUCAAUAUUCGUAGGAAGAAAAUGGUGGCCCUUAGAAUGAAAGCUCUCAAAGAAAUGAGGCGCAAACGAAAGAAUGAAUAUGAGCAUCAAGAUGAACCAGCUGAUUCUGAUUCUGACUAUUCCCCGAUGGUAAGAAAGAGUAAAAGGGUCAGAAAACCCAAGGAUUAUGGGCCCGAUAUCGCCGUGGAAGAUUCAUUUGUGCUAGGAGGAUACAAUGACACCAAGUCCCAGAGCAGGAGUGGCCGUAAUUCAGCCUCAAAGUUGUCAACAGAAGAUGAGAAGUACAUGCUGCUAGGUCAAACUCUGAAAGCUGAGCCUCUGGAUGACUUCAGCUCCAAUUUUUCCUAUGAUGAGUAUGUUCCAGUAAAAAUAGAUCAAAAGGUUGCUGGAGUUGUAACUCGCAACACUCAGCGUUUCGACCACAUUCUUGACCAAACUAAAGUUUUUGAAGAUGUCGUUUUGACAGAGACUGGCAAUGGUUCGUUAUGUUUUACACCCGAGACAUCCACAGUGAGUGAAUUUCAGAAAUUAGCUGCUCAUACAGACUUGCCUGCUAUCCCACCUUCCAUGAUGGACAAGUACACUUUAAGUCCCAAAUUUGAGUCCAAGUUUUGCUCUGACCCACCUCCACUGAUUGGCAUAACAGAUCCAGGUGUGCAAGUCAUGGGGGCGGGACUUGUCAAGCUUGCCAAAAACGCCGCCGCUCAAACUCGGGUUGCUGUAUACGAUAAACUUUUUACACGACUCGGCGUGGGUAUGGCGGACGAGGCGCUCACCAUUCUGAGUGAACUGUAUGGAAAAGUCACUGAAGUUACAGAGAUCUCACAGGAAGAUCUAACCAACAGCUUGCAAACUGCCUUAGACACUAUUCAAGCACUGAAGGAUGUUUUGGAAGAACUGGGCAUUAUGUCUAAAGAUGCCCUGGUAACGGCCUCUCACCAGAGGAGCAUUUCUAUCAAUUCUCUAAAUGCUGCCAGAAAGUCAAUAAAGUCACACAGAUCAGUUAGUGAUGAAAUGGCUCCGAGGAGAAGCAAAUUUCUGCCAUUUGCAAAAGCUAAAGUCAGCCCCCAAAAGAGUGAUGACUUGAGCACAAACAGUGCGCCAUCAGUGAGUAGCACAGACUUAACCUCACCAGCCUACAAGCUUAAACAGCUUGCUGAGAGUAUCUCCAGUGGGCAGGUGGAUCCAGGUAUUAAUGGUUUACCUGUGAUGGCACUCACCGCAGCUCAUGAAGCACUGAAUGUUACACCCGUAGCGUCUACCUCAUUUGUUAUGUCAGGAAAAGAAUUCACGAUGACCCCCCUAUCCAUGCUUCAAAAUAAAGAUGGAAUUAUUGAACUUCACGUUAUGAAAGAUGGUGAACAACUUUUAGGAGCAGGCGAAACUACAGAAGAAGAAAUUAUACAUACAGAGUAAUCUUCAGUAGGGCUUUCAUAGGGCUGUCAAAAAUAUGAAAAAAAUACCUGCCCAGGUACCUGUUGACCCACUUUGUUGGGUACCCAACAAAGCAGAAAAAUUUAUAGUGAGUAACCACCAUGAUGAUGGUCACAUCUCCGGCCGUAUUUAUUAUUGCCAAUGUAAUGAUAUUGAUUUUUAGUCUGAUUCAGGUAUAUACUAUAACUAUAAGUUCAUCACUAUUAAUUCCUACAUUAAUUUAAAUAAUUUCUAAAUCAAUCUUUUACAUUUUUCAUCAUCUAAACUUGAUAAUGUCGUGAACUAUGACCUUGGAAAGAAAUGCUGACCUUUGAACAUUUGUAACUUUUGAACGAAAAAGAAGAUAAUAAGGUAGUUUUUAAAAAUAACAACAUAUAAAUGCGAAAUCAGCCGUUAAUUUUAGCAGACGAAGGUAUAUUAGUUUAGUUGCUACUCAUUGCUAGGCCUUGGAAAGAGUAUCCUACAUGAAGAUCCCUAUGACGUACCAUUGCCUGGUGUAGUAGACAGGCGCUAGUGGGAAAUAGGGAGGUGACAGCGAGCGCUAAUAUCGGUAGAGGUUCAAAAUUCUUAUUAGAAAUUAUUUUUUAAACAAAUACUUAAAAUCGGGUAUUUGAGAAUUGCCUGGGGCUUAACCUCAGACGGAUACCCAAGCACCUGUUGACAGCCCUAAUGUUCAGCCAUUAUACUUUAUUGUUGUACUUGCAAUAUUUUCAUUGACUAUGUAAAAUUUUCUGUUCAAAAUAAAAUUUAUUCAUCAAAGAAUAUUCACAUUUUAAUUUAAAAAAUUUGAUUAAUGUGAUUCCACUUUCAUUAUUGUUUUUAAUCAUCACUAUUGACAUAUAAUAUCAAUGAAUAAACGGCAUUGUUCCCAU
Lymnaea stagnalis (great pond snail) is the source of this 7253-nucleotide messenger RNA. NCBI's taxonomy places the organism in Eukaryota, Metazoa, Mollusca, Gastropoda, Lymnaeidae. The record is from the annotation of a GenBank genome assembly.